Messenger RNA from Coffea arabica (coffee), 2617 nucleotides. RefSeq names its product cytochrome P450 76A1. Gene Ontology annotation, molecular function: monooxygenase activity; heme binding; oxidoreductase activity, acting on paired donors, with incorporation or reduction of molecular oxygen. NCBI's taxonomy places the organism in Eukaryota, Viridiplantae, Streptophyta, Magnoliopsida, Gentianales, Rubiaceae. The record is from RefSeq and is a predicted model, not a curated record.
AAAACACGCUAAAGUAGUCAAAAUCAAUGAAUGCAUUAGGUGUUGCUUCUUUAGGCAGUGCUCAUAUUCCUUAACAAUGCAAACAUGAAACAGCAUGAGCAAGAUGCAGAAACUGUAAAACUAGCUUGAAUCAAGCACUGAUGAACAGAUUAAACGUUGAGAACCUCGUGAUACAAACUUUCAAGUAACUCUUAUGAUAUGAAAACGAUCGGCAAAAUGGAUGGCAUUGGCCACUCAGCUCAACCAUUCCAUGUUUUUGGGAGGUAACUCCAAAGCUGUGGAGCCAAACCAACUUGCCUAAUUUAUGAACCAUUGGUACGUGGUAACUCCAAAGUGUACUUACAGUGCCUAAUCAAGUAAGAAAUGACCAUUAAAUUGUUUAUUUAGUUAUUCUAAAUUUGUUUAUUGCUUAAAUUUUUUUGCUCCAAUUUUAUUUACUAACAACCUUCAACUCAUAGGGUAUAGAAAUAAAUUUACCCUAUCUUAUAUCAGUUAUAGGCCCAAAUUCAUGUUAGCGGAUGUCAAUGAGUUUGUUUGGAUAAGAAUUUAUUUGGAUGAUUUAUUUGAUUCAGUUACUGUAGCACUUUUUAUGAUGUGAUGUAUGUGAGAUAAAAAGGUGAUUGGGAAUUGUGUAUAUAGUGCAAGCAAAACAAAAUCUGAAAUUUUGUUUCCAAAACCAAGUUGUCCAAACAAACUCAAUGCUAUUUUAAAAACUUCAGAGGAGGUGGGUGCAACUAUCAGAAACCUCUCUUGAGGUUUCUGCAAUUAUCCCUUAUAUAGUGAUGUGCCAUCUAGUUGUAAUUAAUACACAUCCAAAGAACCUCUCAGUGAAGAAUCAAUUCGGGACUAGUCUCAUCAAACAUUUAACCGCACUCAUGGAGUUGCACGUUAACCAAUUUGUUUGGGGCGUUGCCAUUCUGAUACCCUCCUUACUCCUCCUCCUCCGUCAUAAAAAAUCCAGCCACAAUCGGCUUCCACCUGGACCGCCGGGAUGGCCAAUUUUUGGCAACAUGUUCGACCUUGGUUCUAUGCCGCACAGGACAUUAGCAGGGCUCAAAAACAAGUACGGUCCGGUUGUUUGGCUAAGGAUUGGUGCCAUGAAUACGAUGGCCGUACAAAGUUCCAAGGCAGCGGCCGAGUUGUUCAGGAACCAUGACAUCUCCUUCGUGGAAAGAACAGUAACUGAAAACAUGAAAUCCCAUAACUUCGACAAGAGUUCGUUGUCAUUAGCUCCCUAUGGAAGCUAUUGGCGCGUGUUGAAGCGAAUGAUGACCGUGGAGAUGAUAGUUAACAAAAGAAUCAACGAAACUGUGGCCAUUCGGAGAAAAUGCGUAGAUGAUAUGGUGUCAUGGAUAAAAAAAGAAGCCCAUGCCGGGAAAGAAUCGUGGCGAGGAAUUCAUUUGGCCCAUUUUGUGUUUCUUGCAUCGUUCAACAUGCUUGGGAAUCUCAUGCUGUCGAAAGAUUUGGUUGAGCCGGAAAAGGAAGAAGGAGUAGAAUUUUUCUCGGCCAUGGUGAGAUUGGCGGAGUGGGUGGGUCAUCCAAAUAUCGUUGACUUGUUCCCGUGGCUGAGGUGGCUUGACCCACAAGGGCUAAGGAAAAAAACAGCCGGGGAAAUGUGGAAAACGAUGCAAAUUGUUUCCAGGUUUGUCAAGGAGCGACUUCAAGAACGUCAAAGGGGUGGUCCCAGAAAGAAUGACUUCUUGGAAGUGCUGCUGGAAUUUGAGGGCAACGGCAAGGGCGAGCAAGCUAAAAUCUCUGACCACGAUCUCAAUAUUUUAAUCAUGGAAACAUUCAUAGCUGGUACAGAAACAACAAGCGGCACAAUGGAAUGGGCCAUGGUUGAGCUCUUGAGCAAUCCCUCGGUCAUGUCUACGCUCAAAGACGAGCUUAACGAGGUUGUUGGAGGAGGUAACAAAUUCCAAGAGGCCGACAUUGAUAAACUCAAGUAUUUGCAGGCGGUGGUGAACGAAACCCUUCGGUUGCAUCCUCCAAUUCCGCUCUUGGUCCCUCGAAAAGCAACUCAGGACACCAAUUUCAUGGGGUACAACGUACCCAAAGGCACCCAACUGUUUGUCAAUGUUUGGGCAAUCGGAAGAGAUCCCGAGUGCUGGGAAAACGCAGACACUUUCAGGCCUGAAAGGUUUCUGAACUCAAAUAUUGACUUCAAAGGGAACCAUUUCGAGUUGAUACCGUUUGGUGCGGGCCGAAGGAUGUGUGCUGGCGUUCCGCUAGCUCAUCGCAUGCUCCACCUCGUUCUGGGCUCUUUGGUGCACGAAUUUGACUGGGAUGUUCACAAUAGCGUCGCUGAUGACCUUAGGGACACAAAAGAGAGCAUGGGGGUCGUGGUUAAAAAGACUCGGCCGUUGAUCGCAAUACCUAUAUCCAAAAACAGUCCUACUAGUUAAAUAUCAUCGAAUCGAGCUUACUUCGUUCUUAACAACGUUUGAAAUGGCUAUUUCCGGACCAAAUUGAGUUCUUGGUCCAUUUGGUUAAUUGAAUGUGAAAUAUUUGCUUUUAUGCAAAAUAUGUAUUCGUAAUAAAAAGGGAGUCAACUCGAUUUCCGGAUCAAUAUAUUGAUGUUUGGACUGUGACAUGGAAAUUAAUUAUCUUUGCAAUC